This is a messenger RNA of Penicillium angulare, 1287 nucleotides long. RefSeq lists its product as uncharacterized. The transcript has a single exon. Lineage: Eukaryota; Fungi; Ascomycota; Eurotiomycetes; Eurotiales; Aspergillaceae. The record is from RefSeq and is a predicted model, not a curated record. The coding region runs from base 1 to 1287 and encodes 428 amino acids.
AUGCUUCGUUCGUGCUUUAAAGCUGCCCAUGUUUCAUCUCCUGUAUCUCUUUCUCGAACACACACACCUUCUUCCAUCCGUCUCUUUACCUCUUCUAGGCAAAAUGUCUACCAGUCCAACAGAUUCGCCUCCACUAUGGCCCACAUCCCGCCAGCAGUAAUCAAGGUUCAGGGGCCCCACAAUACAUCAAACCCAGACCAUGAAUCGCACCUACAAACCCAAUUGCAAUCCAUAUCUCGUAAUGUGGCCCACCUGCUGAUUGACACGAACACGCCUUCAGAUGCUGAGUGGGCUCUUCUCAGCACUCAUUUCCAUGCUGUGGAAGACCUCGAGCUCGAGAGUGGCUUCAGUGAAGAACUCAACGACAGAUGCCUCCCUCGUCAUUGGCCUCUAAAGAAAUUGAAAUUGAGCUCUGCGUGUGGUGAACUCAUACAAAGCCCAUUCGUACGUCAAGGGUUGGUUCAACACCUGAGCUUAUACUUUACAUGCAACCUGCGAUUUGAAGGGCCAACAACGGAAGAGUUCUGGCGCUUAUCUCGAGAAACAAAGGUCCCGGAAGAAAAAGAUGCAGAGGGAAAAGAGGGAAACGAGAAAGGCAUCGAGAUUACUUAUCUUCCCGAGGUCGUGGUUAACUAUAUGCAGAAAGUCCACUUGAAUCCCGACCGAAAGCUAGAUCCUGAAAAUGAACCACCCGAAGGCGCUAUCAAUCUCAGAACACUGGAGAUUUGGGAGAAUGACGCGAUGGACACAUUCUGUCACUUUUCUGCGGCCCUUCCUCAUCUAGCCGACAAUCUUCACACGCUUCGACUUCGAUCUACAAGCGGGUUGGAUUUUGGCAUGAUAGCCGAAGGAACAUUUCGUCAACUCCUGCCCGUCUUGGAGAACCUGAAGGUUCUGAAUUACACCGUCGGCGACGUAUUUCACGACCCUUUAUUCUUACAAACCAUUCACAAGUUGCUUCCGCCCAAUCUGACAACUUUGUAUUUCCGUGCGCCUGCCUCAAUUGCCACCUCUGAUCAAUGGCCCAACUGGCUGCGCGUAUUUGAGUCUCGCGAAUUUUUACCUCAUCUCGAAGACCUUGCUUUCGUCUUGGAUUUGCAUUAUGAGGAUCGGCCUGAUGGGUCGUCGGGUAGGAAAGAAGGUCCGGCGCCAAUGGGAUUAUUACAUCAGGCACGACAGGAAUGUGAAAAUCUGUAUGCGAUUCUUCGUAGGCGCGGAAUCAAUGUCGUUUCCAUGCCCUCAGAGCCCGACUCUAGCCUUUUAAGACCGGUUGACCUUCGAUGGUAG